AUCAGCUGUUCUCGAUACCGAAACUUUACUUCUUCUCAAAUUCCUAAUUGUGCUUGCUAACAAAUAUAGUUAGUAUUCUUAACAAUUGUUGUGAGCUAUUGCAACAAUCGUUGUUUCUUCUGCUUUGUGAAUUACGGUAUUAUGAGAGUUCGAAAAUAUAGGUGUAACCUAAAAAAGUGACAGUUUGGCAGAGUUGCAAGUUUAUGCAAUACAACAAUUUAUUAUAUAUAAUGAGACUGGAAAAUUUAUUCUCGUAUCGUCAUAGUUCUAUAAAAAACAACAUCAUUGAGUUGUACUGUUUCGUGUGCUCUGAGAAUGUAUCGCAAUAACAACGGUCAACCACAUCGCUCCCGAGCAGGAAAUGCGAGAAUUCGUGGGAGAAAUGGUGGCGAAAAUGAUGAGGCCGAGUGGCAGCCAGCAGAGAAUGUACCGAGCUCCGUUUCUGAACAAUUCAGAGAAUCAUGGCUUACAGCUAUUAUAGGAUCUUUUCUAUUUGCCGCUGGCAUGUGUCUACUUUUCUGGAAUGAGGGACGAGCAGCCAAAGUAGCUCAUUCUUUGGAUGAAGCACUGGGAAACGUAGCAUUGAUAACUAAUCCAAAUGUAAUUCCACCUGACAUCGAAGAAGGUCGUUUGGUGCACUUGAGCGGAGAGCUGUCCGUCGGGGAGCCAUUGACAGAACCGGAGUACGGGGUUGUAGUCGCUAGUGUCAAGCUCAAGCGUAGAGUUCAGAUUUAUCAGUGGAUCGAGAUGGAAGAAGAGAGAAGCUACGGUGGUGUUGUGGAGGAUGAAAAACACUAUUAUUACACGACAGAAUGGAAGGACAAGUUGAUAGACUCGGAUCAGUUUUAUAUAAGAACGGGUCACGAAAAUCCGAAACAAGUUCCAAUAAGGAGUCAAACUCAAAUAUCUGAGGAAGUCAAAAUUGGAGCUUUCACAUUGGGUAUUGAGAUGAAAAAGAAAUUUUCAGAAUUCGUGGAUAUUACCAGUGACGAAAGACCGGAACGACGAGACAUCAAAAUGCACUCUGGGCUAUAUUAUCACAGCGCUGAUCUAUGGAAUCCUCGAGUUGGUGACAUACGAAUAUUAUUCUCAUACGCGGGGAAAGCUGGCGAUACAUAUUCCGUUGUUGGGAAAUUAGUUAGCGGCACAAUCGUGCCAUAUGUGACGUCACGAGGUGAAGAAAUAUUGUUGCAAAGAAAACAUCGAAUGACUGUCGACCAGAUGUUUCAUUUAGAGCACGUACGUAAUUAUUGGCGUACGUGGACAAUCAGGGGUCUUGGUUGGUUAGUACUAUUCUUAGCAGCAACGUGCCUUGCCAAUAUACUACGUACGGUCAUUCUGAAUUCCAAUUUCUUAUGUGGAAUAAUCUCCAUAGAUUCUCUCACAAUGUCGGUCUCAAUGUCCAUCAGUUUAUUAAUAAUAGGUUUUGCUUGGGUCUGGUAUCGACCAAUCGUUGCUCUAUGUUUGGCUCUGGCCUCCAUUUUACCAUUUAUUCAUUCGACUCUCUUGUCCCGGCCUCGCGAUCCGCAGGAACGUGACAAUUACAGGAGGCUUUAACGAGUAUUACUAAAUCGUAUUAGCCGCGUGAAAAGUAUCAUCGCACAAUGUCAUUUACUCAUUCAACAAUCUGUUGACUCAUCGUCGAACCAUCGAUGUUAAUGGACCUAAAACUAGAACAUUAUUGCUCAGAAUUUUUCUCUCUGUAGACUUUAAAUCUAGCGUACCACAAAGCCAAAAACAAUCUGUGUUAUAUUUAUUUUUACUUUAGAAUAUAAUUUUUUUUCCAAUAAAGGAAUAUUUUAGAAAAAGGUCAA
Venturia canescens is the source of this 1814-nucleotide messenger RNA. It is a transcript of the gene Tmem43, whose product is annotated as Transmembrane protein 43. The record is from RefSeq and is a predicted model, not a curated record. NCBI's taxonomy places the organism in Eukaryota, Metazoa, Arthropoda, Insecta, Hymenoptera, Ichneumonidae. Gene Ontology annotation, biological process: nuclear membrane organization; lipid metabolic process. Gene Ontology annotation, cellular component: nuclear inner membrane; nuclear envelope. The transcript is spliced from 6 exons. The coding region runs from base 316 to 1557 and encodes 413 amino acids.